UCGUUCCUUCGCUCCCCGCCGCCUGCCCCGGUAACGGUCGCUGGGAGUUUAAAUGUGCCGGGGCUAGGCCGGGUCGGGCCGCCGAGAGACGUACUGAGGCGGGGCUGGGGCCGCCGCCGCCCCGCUCCGGGCUCGGCGAGGAGGAGGAGGAGGUGAAGGCCGAGGCCGGGGAGAGCAGGAUGACGGUGCUGCAGGAACCCGUCCAGGCUGCUAUAUGGCAAGCACUUAACCACUAUGCUUACCGUGAUGCAGUGUUCCUUGCAGAAAGAUUAUAUGCAGAAGUGCAUUCAGAAGAAGCACUGUUUUUACUGGCAACAUGUUACUACCGCUCAGGAAAGGCCUACAAAGCAUACAGGCUCCUCAAGGGACACAGCUGUACUACCCCACAGUGCAAAUACCUACUCGCAAAAUGUUGCGUUGACCUCAGCAACAGGGUGAAAACACUGGACUACCAAUACUGUGAGCCUUGUAACCCCCUUUAAACCUCUUGUUUUUUAAAAAGGCUUGCAGAAGGAGAGCAGAUCUUAUCUGGUGGAGUGUUGAAUAAACAGAAAGGCCAUGAUGACAUUGUUAUGGAGUUUGGUGACUCUGCAUGCUUUACACUCUCCUUGCUGGGACAUGUCUACUGCAAGACAGACCGGCUUGCCAAAGGAUCAGAAUGUUACCAAAAGAGCCUUAGUUUAAAUCCUUUCCUCUGGUCCCCUUUUGAAUCACUAUGUGAAAUCGGUGAAAAACCAGAUCCUGACCAAACAUUUAAAUUAACAUCGUUACAGAACUUUAGCAGCUGUCUGCCUAACACUUGCCCAACAUUGGUACCUAAUCACAACAUCUGCCAUAGGCAGCCUGACACUGUCCUUAUGGAAACACCACAAGACACAAUUGAGUUGAACAGAAUCAACCUUGAGUCCUCCAAUUCAAAAUAUUCCUCUUUGAACACGGAUUCUUCUAUGUCUUACAUUGACUCAGCUGUAAUAUCACCUGAUGCUGUCCCUCUUGGGUCAGGCACUGCCAUUUUGUCUAAACAGGCUCAAAACAAACCAAAAACUGGGCGGAGUUUACUGGGGGGGCCUGCGGCUUUGAGCCCGCUGACUCCAAGCUUUGGAAUUUUGCCACUAGAAGCCCCAAGCCCUGGAGACGGAUCGUAUUUACAAAACUACACAAACUCUUCCUCCGUAAUUGAUGUGCCAUCCACAGGAGCACCUCCAAAGAAGGCUGUCAGCAGGAUGAGCCAAGCUGGAACAAAAUCUGUCUUCUCACAGAGCGGGAAUAGCCGGGAAGUCACUCCAGUUCUUGUUGCGCAAACACAGAGCUCUGGCCCGCAGACAAGUACAACACCUCAGGUACUGAGCCCAACAAUUGCUGCCCCACCAAAUGCACUGCCUCGAAGAAGCUCUCGCCUAUUUACUACAGAUAGCUCUACAACAAAGGAAAAUAGCAAAAAAUUAAAAAUGAAGUUCCCACCUAAGAUUCCAAACAGAAAAACAAAAAGUAAAACAAAUAAGGGAGGAAUAACUCAACCAAACUUGAAUGACAGUUUGGAAAUUACCAAACUGGACUCUUCCAUCAUUUCAGAAGGGAAAAUUUCUGCUGUUGCACCACAGAUCCAGGCUUUUACUCUACAGAAGGCUGCAGCAGAAGGUCUGAUGAGCCUUCUCCGUGACAUGGGGAAAGGUUAUUUAGCCUUGUGUUCGUACAACUGCAAAGAAGCAAUAAAUAUUUUAAGCCAUUUACCGUCCCACCACUACAACACUGGCUGGGUGCUGUGCCAGAUUGGGAGAGCUUACUUCGAACUUGCAGAAUAUAUGCAGGCUGAGAGAAUAUUUUCAGAAGUAAGGAGGAUUGAAAACUACAGAGUAGAAGGCAUGGAGAUCUAUUCGACUACGCUGUGGCAUCUGCAGAAAGAUGUUGCUCUUUCGGUCCUUUCAAAGGAUUUGACGGACAUGGAUAAAAACUCACCGGAGGCAUGGUGUGCUGCAGGAAACUGUUUCAGCUUGCAACGAGAGCAUGACAUUGCAAUCAAGUUCUUCCAGAGGGCCAUUCAAGUUGAUCCAAACUAUGCUUAUGCCUAUACCCUGUUGGGGCAUGAAUUUGUGUUAACGGAAGAACUGGACAAAGCAUUAGCUUGUUUUAGAAAUGCAAUUAGAGUCAACUCUAGACACUAUAAUGCAUGGUAUGGGUUGGGAAUGAUUUAUUACAAACAGGAAAAAUUCAGUCUAGCAGAAAUGCAUUUCCAGAAAGCCCUUGAUAUCAAUCCUCAGAGCUCAGUCUUACUGUGUCACAUCGGGGUGGUCCAGCAUGCACUGAAAAAAUCUGAUAAGGCUUUGGAUACUUUAAACAAAGCUAUUAACAUUGACCCCAAGAACCCGCUAUGCAAAUUCCAUAGAGCUUCUGUAUUGUUUGCAAAUGAAAAAUACAAGUCUGCUUUACAAGAACUUGAAGAACUGAAACAAAUUGUACCCAAAGAGUCUCUUGUUUACUUUUUAAUAGGAAAGGUUUAUAAAAAACUGGGCCAAACACAUUUGGCCCUAAUGAAUUUCUCAUGGGCAAUGGACUUGGAUCCCAAAGGAGCCAAUAACCAGAUCAAGGAGGCCAUCGAUAAACGGUACCUUCCAGAUGAUGAGGAACCAAUAACUCAAGAAGAGCAAAUCAGUGAAUGUUACCCCUAUGAAUCAGUUGGCACAGAUGAAUCCCAAGAGAGCAGCAUGACGGAUGCAGAUGACACACAGCUCCACGCAGUUGAAAGUGAUGAAUUUUAACCUCCAAAAGCCAGUGUCUGAGCUUGAGUGUGUGUCUGGUACUGUUGUGUUCUCCCCUUCCUUCGCAUCCUGGGUCUUCACAUCACUGAGCCAGCAUUGUCAUUAUUCUCCGCUGACACCAUGAGAACACCACUCAGACUUAAACUGUACACAGAAUUAAUGGCAGUGCAAUAUUCAGCUGCUACUGGUCUGACUAGUUGGCUCGUAUGCAUUUAUGAAAGUGAGGAGAAAAUGGUAUUUUUGGACUCAGCUUUGCUGGAAAAAUAUCAUGGAAGAAAGACUUGUGGUUUGCUGUAACGAAGCUGGUAGAUGUGGGGAUAGUACUAAUGAAGCAGUGUCUUGUUCUUUUUCCAGAAAUGUGUCUUAGUUUGGUUUUUUUCUUGGUAAGCAGAGUGCUGAACCUCAUUUCCAAGUUCUUCAAGGACAGUGUUGACAAAUUCACGCUGUUAAAGACUUUCGCAUAUUGUAUUGUAACCUAAAUGCCAGGGAAUGUAAAUGACCUUAAAGCUGCAGUGUCUCCAGUGAACAAACGCGAUGCGCGUGCUCGGGACGGGGAGCGUGUCCCACAGCGUAAAGUGUCCGUGUCCCUGCUCAAGAGUGCAGACUUGCAGGAGUGGAAACGUAGCAGGAGAAUCACAUUGCAGAAUCAAAGCUUUUGUGAAAUGCUUUCAUAUUCUAACCAGGAAUUAAUUUAUUCACCUAGUUUCUGAAAGGUCAGUGUUUACUUUGUACUUCAAAGAAACAAGUCAAAGGCCGUGCUUCAUUUUUCAUAUAUCCCUUGACUUUUCUUCCCCUUUUAAGAAUAAAAAUUAAUAAAGGGCAAAAUCAAAAGAGAGAUGUAGAUACAACUGUAGUGUGAAAACAUCAGACCCUUAAUCCAGAGUGACUGUGUGUUUCUAAGCAGAUAAACUGGGAAGACCAUGGAAGCCUUAAUGCAAUCAGAACCUUACAGUCAAAUGCGUCAAAUAACUGUCUAAGAUUAGUAUCCUUUUUUUAAAGCUGUUUUGUAAAGUGUGGCCCAAGCAGGAUGCAAAAAGGUGCAAUUAUCUGGUUUGGUUUUUUUUUUAUGCGGUUAAGAUUUUCACUCUAGGACUAUUUUCCUCUUCUACAGAGGCUGCCUCUAUGGACAGCAAGCUACGCCACGUUAAGUCCAGAAUUAUCUUUCUCUGUAGCAACAACUGGUGCCCUUUAUGAAGUGAUGAUAAAGAAAAUGUAUGAUACAAGCAGUUUUAAAGAGCAAUUUAUGAAUAAUAAAUUGGGAAUGAUAUGAAUUUCAUAGCAACAGAUGUGAUCAGUCUUAAUGUUUGGGUAUAGGGUUUUUGCUGUUGGUUUGGUUUUAAUGUAGUGGGUUUUAGGGGUCUUUUAGUUAUAUUGAGAACUUUGAUUUGUUUGUGUUGUUUUUAGUUCUGUCCUUGCUUACACUCGGCACGUUGUUGUCACAGCUCCUCUCUGGGCACGGGCCACACAGACGCUGUUGUAAUUUGAAAAAUAAUCCUCCAGUGCUGAGCAAAAGUCUCGUUCUCGGGGUUGUUUGCUUGGUUUGGUUUGGUGUUGGUUUUUUGUUUUGUUUUGUUUUUUUUCUUUUGGAAGUCAGAGGGAGGAUGAGCAGUGAAAAACAGGCUUAAACUCCCCUAAUAGUGUGAAAAGGAAACUCUAAAAUCUGAGGAAUGAUAAUAUAUUAAAGGAGCUUUGUGCCUGUGUCACUUCGUUCUGAUCAGCUUGUGUCUGGAAGUUCUUGAAUGGACUGGAAAAUCAUGCGGAGCUCAGCUGCCCUGGGCACCGGCCCCGCGCGGUGUGCUGUGGCGACAGGUGCUGCGGGGCGACUCCGCACCGGGGGACACGGGGCUCCGGUUCCCCGGAGCUGAUCUGACCCACAGCCGAGCGCCUGCCGGUUGUCCCGUGUCUGUCUCUCCCACGUGUGUCCGUCCCUGUGGGGAGGAAUUUCUCAGCAGCACCUCAGCACGAGAUCUGGAGGCAGCACUUGUGUGGAUGCCACCAAUUAACUUGUUAAUUGGCUUCCUUUUGGUUCCCAAAGUAUUUUUUAAGCAAAAAGCACGCGUAAGCAGGUGCUACUCUCAAGACUUUUCCAUAGCAAAUGCUGUUGUUUAAAUGGGGACCAGAGAUCUGGGAAAUUAGGUGCCUUUUUCCCUUUCCUUUUGUUCUCUAAAAAUCGUGAACAAUUGUAAUAAAAUUUUCGACACCUUGCAAGGAGCUUUUAAUGCAGCUGGGAUGUUAGAAGGAUACUCGUGCUACCUGCAAGAUUUAUCACUUAAAACUGUCCCUUGCUUUAUAUCUACAUUGUACCUUAAAGUGAUUUUUCUUCCCCCCCACCUCCCCAAGAAUGUCAAGUAACAUUUAGACCAUGCUGCUAUUUUACCUUCUAAAUACAUACACAAAAUUAGUAUUUAAUUGAUAAAAAGUUGCUGUCUUUGAAGAGGGGCGGUUAGAAGGACAGUGAGCGUGAAGGUUCUGCGGCGUCCGGGUUCAAGCGGGAGUGUUCGCUGGAAGAAUUAGGGAACUGUCAUUUCUUACAACAAAACUAUGAAAAAAUGGAAAGUGUGGGUGUGGUGUGUACUAUUUGCAUUGAAACAAUGUAAUUUGUCUUUUUCCUCUUUUUUUUUGGGGGGGGGGGGGGAGGGGCUUUUCCUGACUUUUUAUUUCAAAAAUUGUACAGUCUUAGGAAAAAAGUCUUUUCUGUUAAUAUAUUUGUGAUUCAUUAAAGGAUGUGGAAAAUCCAAAUAAACUACUUUUAAAAGCA
Molecule: messenger RNA, 5514 nt
Organism: Columba livia (rock pigeon)
Lineage: Eukaryota; Metazoa; Chordata; Aves; Columbiformes; Columbidae
Gene: CDC27
Product: cell division cycle 27
Exons: 19
Coding region: 573-2756 (727 amino acids)
Biological process (GO): cell division; metaphase/anaphase transition of mitotic cell cycle; protein ubiquitination
Cellular component (GO): cytoplasm; anaphase-promoting complex
Molecular function (GO): protein binding
Source: RefSeq, a predicted model, not a curated record